AUGGAUGAAGAACCCAUAAUUUACAAUACACUUAACCAGGAUUUUCAGCAAAGGCACACACCAAAAAAUAAUAUUAAGCAUAAACUUAGUCCAAAUGAAUUGACCAAGAAGGAGCUGGAACACCAGAAACCUUGUAAAACACAGCACAGAAAUAUAGCAGAUGUCAAUGUCAAAGGAGACAUCUCCCUUCUUCCAUGGAGGCUUGUUUCUAGUGUGCUGGGUGUCAUGUGCCUUCUCCUAACAGCCAUAGCCAUUGCAGUCGCUGUUUUUACUGCAAACUCAUCUUCCAAACAAUCACCUCUCAUAAUCCAGCAGAAAGAGAAUCUGUGUCUCGGACCUCAUUGUCAUUCUUGUCCAGAGAAUUGGGUUUGGUUCAGAUGCAGCUGUUACUACUUCUCCAAGGAAGAGUUAACUUGGAGAGAGAGUCAACGUGUCUGUUCAUCUCUAAAUUCCAGUCUCAUAAAGAUAAACAGGGAGGAGAUGCAUUUCUUCUCUUUAAAAUCUUUCUUUUGGAUCGGAGUCUACUAUAAUGAAACUGACAGGCACUGGCUGUGGGAAAAUGAUUCAGUUCUUCCCUCUGAUAUGUUUCAUCUUCCUACACCUCCAUUAAAACAUGCCUGCCUAUCUUACAAAUCAAGAGAAGCCUAUUUAGGUGAAAGCUGUGAAAUUAAACAGAACUACAUUUGUAAGAAUCACCUUAUUUAUUCUAUAAAUUCACAGAAAAGAUGAGCAUUACUCUUAUCUAACUCUAUGUCUUGAAAGAAUUGUCAAU
This is a messenger RNA of Hippopotamus amphibius kiboko, 772 nucleotides long. RefSeq names its product killer cell lectin-like receptor subfamily E member 1. The transcript is spliced from 6 exons. NCBI's taxonomy places the organism in Eukaryota, Metazoa, Chordata, Mammalia, Artiodactyla, Hippopotamidae. The record is from RefSeq and is a predicted model, not a curated record. Gene Ontology annotation, biological process: positive regulation of natural killer cell mediated cytotoxicity; stimulatory C-type lectin receptor signaling pathway. The coding region runs from base 1 to 729 and encodes 242 amino acids.